UGGUCCAUAAUAUAUUGGGUGGGUGAGUGGCAUGGACACAAGUAGCGCGAAAAAGUGAAUAUCAUGAAACUAUCAAUCUUAGGCUGCAUCGUCCUUCUUGGGCAUGUCCUCUCCGUUGGAGCCGACGUCCACUCCUACGAUUUCGUGUUGAAGGAAACUAAUGUGACAAAGUCAUGUUUAACCAAGAGCAUCCUAACGGUGAACGAUAGACUUCCUGGUCCGGUGAUUAGAAUUCGCAAAGGGGACACCGUGUAUGUGACUGUGUAUAAUCAAGGAGAUUACGGGAUCACUCUUCACUGGCACGGAGUGAAGCAGCCCCGAAACCCAUGGUCGGACGGACCGGUAUUCAUCACACAGUGUCCGAUUCUACCGGGAUCGAACUUCACCUAUGAAGUUAUGUUCUCGGAUGAGGAAGGGACCCUCUGGUGGCAUGCUCACAGUGACUGGUCGCGAGCAACUGUUCAUGGUGCAAUCGUUAUUUUACCCAAGGAAGGAACCACUUAUCCUUUUCCGGAGCCUGACGGCGAAGAGAUAAUCGUGCUAGGCUCUUGGUACAAAGGGGAUUUAAAUGCAGAGGUGGACGAGGACAUGGCAGCCGGGACCGACGUGCCCCAUUCAGUUGGUUACACAAUUAACGGCGAACUUGGAGAUUUUACUAACUGCUCCGAUGACACGACGUAUCGUCUGUUCAUCGACUAUGGAAAGACAUAUCUUUUGAGGAUAGUCCAUGCAGUAGUGGAUGCGGAGCUCUUCUUCUCAGUAGCAGGACACAAUCUCACGGUUGUAGGGAUGGACGGCGCGUACGUAAAGCCAAUAGUAACAAGCUAUAUCAUGAUAAGCCCGGGACAGACGAUGGAUGUCCUUCUUACAGCUAACGGGCCUCCCGGGCUGUACUACAUGGCCAAUCGACAGUUUUCAAGCGAGGACCCUGAUGUCACAGGAUUCGAUCAUAGUAUUGGAUCUGCGAUCCUGCAGUAUAGGGGAGACUACAAUGUAUCGUCCUCCCCAAUUUUCCCGCAGAGCCUUCCCCCAUAUCUGGAUCUUCCAGACGCGAUGAGCUUUAUAAAGCAACUAAGAAGCCUGGCGAAUGAGGAUUACCCCAUAAGUGUCCCAACAAAUAUAACCACAAGAAUGUUCAUAACAGCGUCCAUGAAUGUGCUCUGCCGAAACAAAACAGGCUGCACUACAGCCAUUGGAAAUAUACUGUCCGCUAGCAUGAACAACAUCAGUUUUGCCAACCCGAGCGUAGACAUACUCGACAGCUACUACAGGAACAUAACCGGAUUUUACACCACAGAUUUUCCGGAUUGGCCAUUAACUGCGUUCAAUUACACAGCGGAUGAUUAUGACACCGAUGCGGUUUUUACAGAUCAAGGGACAAAGGUCAAAGUUCUAAAUUACAAUGAAUCUGUGGAGAUAGUGUUCCAAGGCACUAGCGUACUUAGCGGUUCUAUGAAUCACCCAAUGCACAUGCACGGCCACAGCUUCUAUGUGCUUGGAUUUGGGCACGGGAAUUUUAACGACGAGACGGAUCCUAAAACAUAUAAUCUGGUCGAUCCUCCUAAAGUUAACACAUUUGGAGUCCCUAAAAAUGGAUGGCUUGCCCUUAGAUUCACUGCAAAUAAUCCAGGCGUGUGGUUUUGGCACUGUCACCUAGAUCGGCACAUGACUUGGGGUAUGGACGCAGUUUUCAUAGUGAAAAAUGGAGAUACUGAGGAAACAAGUCUCCGUCCGCCCCCUCCCGGCAUGCCUCCUUGCAUUGGUUAUCCAGAUAACUCAAUCAGGAGAUGGACAGAUGCAAAUGAGGACAUGGUACUUUAAAUUAGUUUUAUCGACUCUGCAUAAUAAACGCAUUCCCAAGAAAACUCCACCAGAAAAAGAUGUUCCAAUAAAGUUUAGGUAAGAGUUCCUAUUUUGUAUCAAUUGCAUUGGUAAUUCAGUUAGUUGUGAUGGGAAUUCAGUUAUAAAUAAUUGCAUUGGUAAUUCCAAUUA
This is a messenger RNA of Punica granatum (pomegranate), 1992 nucleotides long. Lineage: Eukaryota; Viridiplantae; Streptophyta; Magnoliopsida; Myrtales; Lythraceae. The record is from RefSeq and is a predicted model, not a curated record.